AGGCGAAAUUUAUUUUAGCAGGAAAAAAAAAAAACUACUAUACGGAUUUUUUUGAUCAUCCGUAUUCAAAAACCUAGUUUCUUGUUAAAUUCAAAUUGAAUUAGGUUUUUUCAGAUCGAGAAAUUCGAAGAUGAAACCAUCAGUUUCGUUGGAUAAUUGGAGGGACUAUUUUCAGCGAGGAGAUUCUGAUAUUUUUGGUAUCAUUGAUCAUGCGAUUAUGGUAGCUGCUGCAGAUUGGCCAAAGGAGUUUAAAUCCAGGAGAGAUAGAAUUGCUGAGCUUCUAUUCUCUUGUAGAGUGAGUCGCUGCAUUGGUUGUGACCACCUUGAGCUGUCGAUAGCUGGAGAAGAAGAUGUUAACCAUGGCUGUAGGACGGUGGAGACAGCUGGAGUCGGCGGCGGUGAUAGGGAUGAUUCUGGUGUUGCGACGGAUGAUGCUUCUGUGAUUGUUGAUGAGGUUAUGAGGAUCAGAGAUAUCUUGUUGAACAAAGAAGAUGAGGCAGAUUCUGUAUUACUCGAAUCCCUGAGAAAGCUUGAGUCAAUGUCUAUGAGUGUGGACAUUCUUAAGGAUACUGGAAUCGGAAAGGCUGUUAAUGGUCUGAGGAGACAUAGUUCCGAUAAGAUUAGCAAACUUGCAAAGACUCUUUUCGCAGAGUGGAAGAAGUUGGUGGACCAGUGGAUGAACACCCCGGAGGAAAUGGCUGGCACUGAAGGUACGCCAGAGUCAGCAAACCUUUCAGUAAUUGAUGAAGAAGAAGCCUUUCCUUCCCCUCCACAUGAUUUAGAUAUCUAUGCACCUGAACCCAAUGGAUUUGAACUCUCUCAGAUCUUAGAUUGCCUGGACUGCGAUGGAAAUCCUCGUCACAGUGUGGAGUCAAAACAUGAAAGAAAAAUGCAAAGUAGCGAGAGGAGUAGACCUGAGGGUACAAAUGAGGCCAAUGUGGUUCGGGGGUACAACAAGGAUCAACACAUUAGGAGAGAAGAUAGACCUAUGAAGCACUCAGCCACCGAUUUUGAUGAGCCUAGAAGACAACCAAAGCAAAGUAGAGAACAAAUGGUACCCGCAAUCCAAAGAAAACCGCCUAUUGUUGCUAAGCAAAAGCGGAAACUAGCUGGACCUCAACAAGAUAAACUCAAAGCUCUGGAUCCAGACGCAAAGUUUGAGUUUGCAAAGCGGAAACUCCAAGAGAGCUACCAACAACAUGAGAAUGCCAAGAGACAGAGGACGAUACAAGUACUGGAAACUAUCCCAAAGCAAAAUAAAAUGGAUAAAGCAGAAAUGGUGGAUGAGAUGAUGAUUUUCAAGAAGAUGAGUGUCCUUCCCACUGAAAAGGAUUUUCUUGAUGCCAUCGUUUCGGUUUCUCUCCAGGAGCUUAAGAGAUCAUCCCUCAGGGCCAUGGCUUGCCCUAAGGUUGACCCUAUCCAUAUGGCUUACAGGGAGACGGUUAGGUUCGUAGGGACUACCUUUUCUGCUAUGGUCUCUAAGGUUCUUAAAGAGUUUCGCCCCCUCGAUGAAACUCAUCCCGUGUUCGGUCGCCUCCUCUCUCAGCGAUUUGAUGUUAGUCACUUGACCCUUGCCGUUGCACAACUGGGAUAUGCAAAGAGACUGUUUUACAGUAUCAGCAUGAGGUUUGUGCAGCUACUGAACAAGAAUGAUUGUGAUUCACUGGACAAGUGCAAGCGCCUGAAUGUGGCUGCUCUUGGUUGCUUGCUUACUGUUGCUAUGAGAAUCCUCCCUUGUUUGGCUUAUCUCGAAAAGGUCAGGCAGUACAUGGCUCAGGCGACUGAGAAGGAUCUGGAAGAUGAGAAUGCUGCUACUCUGACGAACAAGAAGCAUGUCGCCCUCUUGCCUAAGGAAGCCUGCACUGGCCUUCACACGCCUCGCUUUGAUAUUCAAAAUGUUGCCGGCUUUGUUCUUCCAGAAGCUGUUGCUCGGGUCGAAGAGUUGGGGCUUGAAUAUGGCUUCAAGCUCCAAGAUAAUCAACUGGACUCUGCAAAACUUUCCCACACUCACAAGGAGCACCUGGUGCAUUAUUCUCGCUUAUAAAUCAAUCUGUUGAAGAAUCAAUGUCUCUCAGUUUUUAUUCUAUAUCUGUCUCUGAUAUUGUCAGACAUUUGUUUCUUUAGGUCCGAUAACAUGAAGAUU
Arabidopsis arenosa is the source of this 2143-nucleotide messenger RNA. The record is from the annotation of a GenBank genome assembly. Lineage: Eukaryota; Viridiplantae; Streptophyta; Magnoliopsida; Brassicales; Brassicaceae.